CAGGCAUCCAACGUUCCACCAGCAAGCUAAAUGUCUCCGAUAUAGAGUCACGUGAUUACCAUACUCCCCGCACUUUUUCGCCGACCCUCCGGAGUUGCUGCCGAUAAAGCUCCAUGACUCACUCACUGCAAGCCUUCCGUCGGCCAUUUGGGGCUCUUAGGUCUUCUUAUAUCCUACGAAAAGCACCACCGGGCCGAAAAUUCUCCCUGACAACUGUUACAAUGGCAGACACCUCGGCUGUCAAUGGCCAAACUAGCUGGCAUGGAGCUGGUGCUGCCGAAUUUGAUCUGCGCAGUGACACUAUGACGAAACCGACCCCAGCCAUGCUCAACGCAAUCUGCCAGACCACCCUCCUUGACGACGUCUUCAACGAGGACCCAACGACCAAUACCCUACAGAGCUAUGUGGCUGAGAGGACCAAGCAUGAGGAUGCCCUCUUGGUGUUGUCAGGAACCAUGGGAAACCAAGUCGCUAUCCGCUCCCAUUUGACUCAGCCUCCCUACGCUGUGCUGUGCGACCAUCGAUCUCACAUCAUCUGCUAUGAGGCAGGGGGUGUCAGCGCUUGGACCGGCGCAACUGUACAGACAGUUGUCCCCAGAAAUGGCAUCCAUUUGACCUUGGAGGACAUCCAAAAAAAUGCCGUUUUAGACGACGAUAUUCACCACUGCCCGACCAAGCUGAUUAGCCUAGAGAACACACUCAACGGCCUGAUCAUGCCCCUCGAUGAGGCGCGACGUAUUGUAGAAUGGGCACAUGCCAAUGAUAUCAAAGUGCAUUUGGAUGGCGCUCGGCUGUGGGAGGCUGUUGUCUCCGGGGCUGGCAGUCUUGUCGAAUACGCGAGUCUAUUUGACAGUGUAAGUCUGUGCUUCUCCAAGGGCCUUGGUGCUCCCAUUGGUAGUAUCAUCGUUGGAUCGCAAGCCUUUAUCAAGAAGGCCCGUUGGUUCCGAAAGUCUAUCGGCGGUGGCGCUCGCCAGACGGGAGUCUUUGCUGCAGCUGCCCGGAUCGCCCUCGACGAAACCUUCGGUACAGAUGACCAUGGCAAGACCGGCAAGCUUCCUGCCACGCAUGCCAAGGCCAAGCAAGUCGCAGAAUAUUGGACCAGUCGUGGAGGCAAGCUGCAGUAUCCCGUGCACACCAAUAUGAUCUGGCUAGAUCUGGAGGCGUCCGGGGUGGGACCCAACGAUCUCACCGCCAUUGGCCAGGAACAGGGUUUGCAACUGCUAGGGAACCGGGUUGUUGUUCAUUACCAGGUCUCUGAUGAUGCAAUUGCGCGGCUGAGCCAAGUAUUCGACAUUGCUUUGAAGGGUGACUACCAGCGGAGCCAAGACGUGACGAAAGCAUAUGGGAGCAGCAAGUAGAAAAGUUAUACAUAGACAGAUACUGUAAAUACUCAGACAUACUUCGGGUCGUAUAUCUGACCCCAGUGUGCCACAAAUAAGAUUUCCGAUCGAAUCCACGGUUUAGUGAGACUCAGACCAGCUUAGACGACUAGGAG
Molecule: messenger RNA, 1495 nt
Organism: Penicillium brasilianum
Lineage: Eukaryota; Fungi; Ascomycota; Eurotiomycetes; Eurotiales; Aspergillaceae
Source: the annotation of a GenBank genome assembly